AUGUCAGAGCCGGAUGUAAUCAAACCUGAGAUGAUGAAGUCUUAUAUAUGGCUUCAAACUGCUGAUGGGUCGAUUCAACAAGUGGAACAAGAGGUUGCUAUAUUUUGUCCUUUGAUAUGUCAUGAGAUACAUGCAGGCAUGGGAUCUUCAAAAACAUACCCAAUCUCUCUUCCAGCACGAGUAAAUCCUGUCACAUUAAGUUUAAUCCUUGAUUAUUGCCGAUUCCAUCAAGUACCAGGCCGCUCAAAUAAGGAGCGGAAGUCAUUUGAUGAGAAGUUCAUUCGGAUGGACACAAAUCGGCUAUGUGAGUUAACAUCUGCUGCUGACAGCCUACAAUUAAAGCCAUUAGUUGAUCUUACAAGUCGGGCACUUGCAAGAAUGAUUGAAGGAAAAACUCCUGAAGAAAUCCGUGAAACUUUUCAUAUACCCGAUGAUCUUACAGAGGAAGAAAAGUUAGAGCCUUUGAAAAAUAUAACUGAUGAUCCUCGGAUACGAUUAUUGAAUCGACUUUAUGCACGAAAGAGGAAAGAACUAAAAGAAAAAGAGAAACUUAAGAAUGUUGAGGUGGAAGCGGAGCAUGUAGAUGAUCGAUCAGUUGAUGAACUUUUGUCAUUUAUAAAUGGAGAAAAUGGAGAGUCAAAAGAAGUAAAAACAGCAAAGAGCAAAAAGAAAAACCGAAGAAGAAAGGAGCAACAUAAGAAUAAUGCUUCUGUAUGCGCUAUUUCAGAUGCUUCAUCUACAGACAAUGCCACCAAGGAAUCAAAUGGUAUUGGUUCUGUGGGGCAUGAUGAUGAUAAUAGGGUGAAAAGUCGUUGUCUACCCAAUAUCAACGAGCUUUUAAAGUUGCAAGAUUCAGAAGAUGAUAGAUUUGGACUUGAUGAUGAAUUUGAUGAUUGUGAUAUAGGAGAUGGGAUAGAUCCUGAAAUAAAAGAGCAAAUUGACAGAGAAGUGGAGGACUUUGCACGAAGGUUGAAUUCUGAUUGGCCAGAGAGAGUGCAAGAGCUUCUAUCUCUAGGCCAAGAACGGAGGCCAAGUUUAUAUUCUGUUUCUGUUAAUGGAAAUGGAAAUGGUUGCUCAGCAAAAUUCUCAAAUUCAACAAGGCUGGAGAUGGAGAAGCAUGAGAAGUGAUGAGAGGAGAGGAGGGAGACUCAGAUUUUGACCUUAAAGAAAGAAAGAAAGAAAAAAAAAAAAAAGAGUAGAAAUGUACGGAUGGAUGGAUGCCAUGGGAAUUGGGAUUAUUCUCAAGUGUAAACCACCUCACCUCACCUCACCAGUCACCUCUAAUGACGUUUCUUUGUGAAAACCCAAAUGAUGCAUGCAUGCAAUUUUGAUUUGUUUUUUUUUUUUUUGGUUGG
This is a messenger RNA of Lactuca virosa, 1355 nucleotides long. The record is from the annotation of a GenBank genome assembly. NCBI's taxonomy places the organism in Eukaryota, Viridiplantae, Streptophyta, Magnoliopsida, Asterales, Asteraceae.